AUGAUGGAAUACGGAAGAACGCGCAAAGGGCCGCUGCCUGGAGAUCGCCAGGGCGCUUCUGGAGCUGGCGCUGGACGCGGCAGCAUGCGAACCGCCAGCCGAGCGCGAGGUGCUGCACGACCACCCAGCAGCCCCUCGCAUCCAUCAUCCCCACCAGCUGGCUUGGUGUCGGCAGGGUCUUCGCGGGCCCAGCAAUCGGCACCCGCCUCUGGUGGAGUACGCCGCAUGCGUUGGACAACCCAGAUGAACAGCAACGCAUUGCGGGCGUAUUUUGGGGCGAAAGGGGGAGAAACUGGAUGUUUGGCGUAUCGGGCUAGGAUGCAUCGUCUUUUUGCUGAGCUGGAGCCAUCUUUAACCGUCACAGAGCAAAACCUGGCAGACCGAGUUCGGUAUAUCUUGCGCUCAAAUAUAUUUGAUGUCGCCGAACUCGAACGGCUACGACGUGAGGCUGUUCCCUCGUCGGAUGAGAAUGCUACGGCUGAGGAUGCGGCGCCACAAAUGGUAGAGCAACCCGCAAACGUGGAUGCCGCCGUGAAUACCCCAGUUGUGGUUGAUUCCAACGAUGAUGGAACAGUCGCCCAGGAACUGGAAUUAGAGCAUAUGAGGAGGACAUUGGAAGAGGCGAUUGUGGACCCGCGCAGUACGCCUCUCGAAAAUCGACCGCGACUUCCCCGCAUAGCCGUAAGCAAGCGGAAUCGGGCUGUCGUGAGGGCUCUGAACCCAAUGCUGGUGACCUAUUUGGAAGCCAGCCGGGACCCUUGCGAGACGGACUCAAUUCUUUUUGGCGCCGCGCUGGCAGUCUGCCGUAUCAUAGGCGCCAAGGUUUCCACGGCUGGACGCGCUACUGGCCAUAGUAGCGCUAUCCCAGCAUGGAGAAGAAGAAUUGAGGAACGUAUGGCAAAGGCUAGAGCUCUCAUCGGCAGACUGAUAUGCUUCAGAUCAGGCAACAACAGGCCAAGAAUUGUGCGCACCGUCAGGAUGGCGUUUGCUGGGACAAAUGUCAGUUUGUCCCAGCCGGAUAUAACGCAAAAACUGACGGAGCGCAUAGAUGAUCUGAAGCAGAGAAUCGCUGCUUGGGGAAAACGGAUUCGGCGAUAUACCGAGAGGUCGACACGGUUCAACCAGAAUCGUCUCUUCCAGAGUGAUCAGAAGAGGCUCUAUGAAUCAUUGGAGCGACCAAUGGUAAGUGGAACGGGUCCAGCACCGAAUCAGGCCGACACUGUAGCAUUCUGGCGCGGCCUGUGGUCAGAGCCCGUAAACCACAGCGAGGGCCCUUGGACGGAAGUUGUGGCGAGUCAGUGUGCGGGUAUUACGCCCAUGGACCCCGUCAUCAUAACGCCGGAUGACGUAGCUGAGGCGGUCCGUAGGGCCCCGAACUGGAAAAGUCCGGGGCUUGACGGGCUGCAUCACUACUGGCUGAAGGGGUUUAUGGUGUGUCACUCUGUGCUUGCCCGACAGUUUCAAGAGGCUCUCAACCAGAAGUCGCUCCCAAGCCUCUUCACUACUGGGAUCACUCAUUUGGUUCCUAAAGACCAGGGAUCGCCCGCGCGGCAAGAAGUUGGUGGGCGCGGAGGGAUUUUAGGGAGUUUCGGGGUGAAGUGCGGGGGCGCGCAGCAGGGAGUUCCAGUGACAUUUUUUAGUGCGCUCGCGGCUUUCGCAGCGGGAAGUGGGUUAAUUGGUUACGGACACUCGGAACAAAACGCACACGAGAUUAUAACCCAAGAUGAAUGCUGA
Parnassius apollo (apollo) is the source of this 1734-nucleotide messenger RNA. The record is from the annotation of a GenBank genome assembly. NCBI's taxonomy places the organism in Eukaryota, Metazoa, Arthropoda, Insecta, Lepidoptera, Papilionidae.